CAACAGGUGAUGUCGUUUGCCAUAGGAAUAGUGCUGGCGGUAGCACUAUGUGUGGGAUACGAAGUAUCUGUGGCCCUUCAAUGGAAGGAGAUGUUCUUUGCGCGCAAUCGCAUAGGUAGAAAUAAGUUUAAACCAGCGGUGUUGAAAGAUACAUACUUUACAACUACGUGGAAGAAUGCCAUACAGCUGUUUGAUUUCGGACGAUGGGCCCCCGAGAUUGUUGGAACUAAGUUCGUCACGGGCUUCCUGUCAUUGUUUGUACGAUCGUCACCUGCUCACUCCGGUCCUGACACACGCAUGACUGCUAGCGUCAUCCCUGGACAGAUCGACACAACGCGAUGGCAUCAGGAAUGGAACGCCCACUUAUUCAGUGUCAUGCAUGAUUCAAAUCCCGACUCCUUCAUGUACAGACUAAGGCAGGAGGUCGACGUUGUCGCGUAUGUCA
Molecule: messenger RNA, 445 nt
Organism: Sphaeroforma arctica JP610
Lineage: Eukaryota; Ichthyosporea; Ichthyophonida
Exons: 4
Source: RefSeq, a predicted model, not a curated record